This is a messenger RNA of Protopolystoma xenopodis, 471 nucleotides long. Lineage: Eukaryota; Metazoa; Platyhelminthes; Monogenea; Polystomatidea; Polystomatidae. The record is from the annotation of a GenBank genome assembly.
GUGGGCCAUAUUUGUCAAUCUGAUAACGAGGAUACCUAUACAAGCCCCCAGCAUCUUCUACUGGGCUCCAGUCGACAUCAUAAUCCUGGGCGCUUGGCUGCUCCUUUCCAGUGUAAUGGUCUGAGUCCGCCUAAUGUCAACUUGUCCACAGGCUCUACCACUCUUUUCUGCCUUUCUUCUGGCUUUAAUUUAUCCUCAGAGGAAGGAAGAGAGGGCAUAUGCCAUAUCCUUGAUUUUGUCGAGGCCGAGUCCAGUCCAUUGACCAAAUUACUUUGUUCUGAUAAAAGAAACAGUGGUAAAGGAGAGCAGGAGAUGAAUGAUAUUGUAAUGCCAGAAAGUCUUACCUCAUGCGUUAACGGCACGUUUCAUAUCAAUCAAUCUCAAGAUGGCUUUUCUAAGUCAGAAAGCUCAAUGCUAAUAUCACCCUUAAAGCUAACUACUUCAACUACACAUGCAGCCGAUACUGGGUAA